Danio aesculapii is the source of this 898-nucleotide messenger RNA. RefSeq names its product folate receptor (gene folr). The record is from RefSeq and is a predicted model, not a curated record. Gene Ontology annotation, molecular function: signaling receptor activity. Gene Ontology annotation, cellular component: external side of plasma membrane. The transcript has 5 exons. The coding region runs from base 40 to 777 and encodes 245 amino acids. NCBI's taxonomy places the organism in Eukaryota, Metazoa, Chordata, Actinopteri, Cypriniformes, Danionidae.
CACCGGCAGAGAAGCGGACAUUCCUCACCUGAGCAGAACAUGGACGCUUUAUUUCACAGACGUCUGCUGCUGCUGCUGCUGAUUGUACUGCCGGCCUGCAGCGCCGCUGUAGACAAACUCAACAUGUGUAUGGAUGGAAAACACCACAUCACUGAGCCCAAACCUGAGGGACAGUUAUAUCAGCAGUGUUCUCCAUGGAAGGAUAACGCCUGCUGCACAGCGAACACCACAGAAGAAGCGCAUCAGGACAACUCCUACCUCUACAAUUUCAACUGGAACCACUGCGGCAUCAUGAGUGACAAAUGCAAGAAGCACUUCAUCCAGGACACCUGCUUCUACGAGUGCUCGCCACACCUGGGGCCCUGGAUACAACCGGCAGAUGAGACAUGGCGUCGGGAACGUAUCCUGGAUGUGCCGUUGUGUCUGGAGGACUGUGAGAGCUGGUAUGAGGACUGUAAAACUGAACUCACCUGUAAACAGAACUGGCACAAGGGCUGGGACUGGAGCUCAGGCACUAAUCGUUGUCCGCAGGAUUCACAGUGCAGACGCUGGACGGAGGUUUUCCCGAGUGCGCAGGACAUGUGUGAGAAGAUCUGGUCUAACUCCUACAAGUACACCACACUCACCAAAUCCAGCGACCGCUGCAUGCAGAUGUGGUUUACCGGGAAAAACCCCAAUCGGAAGGUGGCCGAGUAUUACCUGAAGGGCGGUACGGAGACGGUUGCCAUGGCAACGGGUCUGCAUCUGAUGGCGCUGCUGGUGAUGCUGCUGCGCUGAACAUCCCGAACACUCCCAACACACUGUGAACACACUUUUAAUCUGGUGCUGGGUCAGAUAUGGACAAACCCAACGUUGGGUUAAUUUAUUAAUUAAAUUGAAAUUAUGGUUUUUACACUCA